AUGUUCCAGCAUUCGGCAAUCGGCAUCAGCCUCGGUCUCAGUCCCAGUCCCAGUUUGAGCUAUCUAACAACGACGGUGGUCACAACAAGUUUAACAAGUUUAACCAGGAAAUUUUUGCAUCAUUUUGGCAGCAGAAACAACAAUAUAACCAUAUUGCAUGAGGUUGGCCCCGACGAGGUGGAUGAGCCUCCAUUGACGCUCAAUACACAUGAGAUUCUGCCAUUGAAACCGCUGAAAAAGAAACCCUAUUUGCCGCUAGAGAAAGUGUUGCCCGUCAUCGAUUAUGUGAAACCGCAUCCGCUCAAGGAAUAUGAACUGCAUCCGGUCACAUUUGAUUUCAACUUGGGCGAUCUCGAGGAUCUAGAGCAUGAGGUCAUCAAAAAGGGGGAUCUUAGCAGCGAGGAGCAACAUGUCCUCAGCAAUGGUGAUGCCACCGAACUCAGCUAUAAGCCCAUAAAUCCCGAUGACAAUGAUACCGUCGAUGUGGACAUAUCCGAGUUGGCCGAAGUUAGUUCUACAGAGCCAACCACAGCCACAACAGCAGCAACAACAACAUCGACAACAACAACGACAACAACCACGUCCAGCUCGCACAUCUUUAAGAUUCUACGAAAUAAGCCCUCCACGAAAAAGGGUCGAGAGCUACUCAAACAAACUGACGAUGAUAUGCAGCUUAAAACUUUGGGCAGUACCAUCAAUAGCAUCAGUCGCUAUCUGAGCAAUAAUGCAUCUGGCAGUGUCAAUGCAUCCAGCAUGGCUGAAAGUCUCUAUGGAUCGGCCAACUACUUUCAGAUUGUCACGAAUCUCUAUGAUCAUUUCUACUGGCAAAUCUCCGAGAUACGCACCACAGUUCGCAAGGUGUGCGGUCUCGAGAUGCAGGCCUAUCUAACCGCUCUACAUUCCAGCUACGAGUGGGCACAAAAAGCCUAUGAUGCAUCGGGUCGCUAUCGUGGUCAGCUGCUGUUUGGCAAUGACAAGUGGCUGGGCCAGCUGGGAUUUUGCCUGGAGCUCAAUCGGCAGCUGCCCAGCGAGGGGCGCAAGCACUUUGACCUGGAGUUCUAUGUGGCAGACAUAACGCUGCAUCUGCCGCAUCUCAAUCGAACGCAACAAAUGUUGAGCCUGGGCGAGUGUCUGCCCAAAUCCUGUUCGGCCCAUGAUGUCCAGUCGAUACUAUCGCUGGAUCCCUAUGCCCGCAUGCUGACCGUACUGGGAGCACACAAUGCAACCAUGCAACAGCCGGCGUUGCAAGUGCUGCGCGUACGCACAGUUCCAGGUAUCUACAGUCAUUGGAGGCAACUGAAGUUUCAGGUGUUUAUAAGCUUUCUGCUGACACUGCUGCUGGUGAUGAUCGUUGCCACUUAUUACCAGCUGAAGAUCGAUGAGAGACGUCUGGUUGUGGCACCGGCCAUACCCGCUAUAAGCGCCAAAUGCGAUGCAGCCUCCAAGAGUGGCGACUAUGAGACAGCGUACUAUGGCAAACCCUUUGAGCUCUUCCAAAUGCGACCACUCGGCAGCAAUGGCAUUGUCAGUGCUGACAACACGCUCGAUGCCCAAAUUGAUAUGAAUGGGAAUAGGCAAAGACCUGGAGAUGUGCCCACAAUUGCAGCUGAGGUUGCUGAUGCCACAGCGACCACAUCAAUGGCUGGAUCAACGGCCAAACAGACUGAAAAGACUGAGAUGACCGAUUAUCAGGUGGAAACUGGCAGCUGUACGGGCGUUACGGGCACUUAUGAGGCCGAACAACCCAUUGCUCUACAUCAACAGCUGCUGCUUUGCUUUGCGCUGCAAACGAAUGCCAAGGCCAUUCUAAACAUUGACAAGACGAAGGAGACACACACUUCAUGUUUGCAUGGUAUGCGGGUCUUGUCCGUGCUCUGGACAAUGAUGGUGCACACGUAUUUGCAAAUGUUUGCCAUUGGUGAAAAUAAGUUUGAGCGCGUGAUCACUGAACGUUCGUUCUGGUAUCAGAUCAUUGGUAAUGCCACAUUCUCCGUGGACUCGUUCUUCUUCAUAAGCGGCCUGCUGGUCACCCUGCUCUAUGUGAAACAGGAGCGCAAACAUUCCACAGACUCCUGCACCUUUGUUCGUCGCAGUUGCUCCGAGACGCUAAUGAUGCUCAUCUAUCGCUAUCUGCGCCUCACACCCGUCUACCUCUUUGUGGUGUUGUUUAAUGAUUUUGCCGUCCGGCAGGGACUGGACUCGUCCGUCUUUCAGCCAGCCAAAUCGGAGCAUAAUACGUGCCGCAUUUAUUGGUGGCGCAACAUACUGUACAUCAACAACUUCUUUCCACAGCACGAGAUGUGCAUGAUGUGGAGCUGGUAUAUGGCCAAUGAUAUGCAGUUCUAUGUCAUGGGAUCCCUGCUAUUGGCCCUAUCCAGAAAAUAUUUUAAGGCUGUAGCAUUAGCGCUGAUCGUCUUUCUGAUCAGUUCAUGGAGCAUUGCGGGCAUUGUUUCCCUGCAGCAUCAAUAUACCCAUAAAGUAGCGCUACCCUUUGAGUCAUUUGAUUUUCUCUACGACAAGCCCUGGCAACGUGUGGGACCCUACAUUGUAGGCAUGUUCGCUGGGUACGUAUUGUAUAAGGUGAAGACGCCGCCGCAGAUCUCGAGACGGGUUAAUUUGAGUCUGUGGGCAGUCAGCCUUGGAAUUCUGUUGCUGGUUGUCCUGGGCGUUUGGGAUGGCGAGCUGAGCGUUGUGAAUACCGCCUUUUAUGUGGGCGUGGGCCAUACCGCCUUUGGAUGCGGCCUUAUCUGGAUUGUGCUCUCCUGCUGUUGGGGUCUGGCGCCCAUGGUGAAUGCGAUACUCUCGUAUCGGGUACUUUGGCCACUGUCGCGUCUUACGUACUGCGCCUAUCUCAUCCAUCCGAUCAUCAUGUUCAUCUGUUCGUCCCAUAUGAGCGGUACUGUACAUCUGAACAACCCAAUGAUUUUGACAAUGUUUCUGGGCAAUGCUGUCGUCUCCUUUGGCACCGCUUUUGUCAUCUCUGCACUUUUCGAGGCGCCAGUCAUACGCAUACUUAAGAUCUGCUUCAAAAAGUGAUCUUGGAUAUUGUACGGGUAUUGCAGUUGACAACUGACUCAAUUCCCUCGUUUGUGGUCAUCAGUUCUAGUUUUCAUGCCCAUUUUUUUUUUGUUUUGUCAUAAUUUGUAUUGUAAAUUGUAUAUAUGUGUAUACAUAUAAAUAUAUCGAUAGGAUGCUAAUGUGUAAUAUAAACUUGUAAUUAGAUUUUAAAUGUUAUGUUUUUGUAGCUGGUUUUGUGUGUGAGAGUGAAUCGUUCGUGUUGUUUGCAAAUACACAUCUUUAAUACAA
Messenger RNA from Drosophila innubila, 3306 nucleotides. RefSeq lists its product as uncharacterized. Lineage: Eukaryota; Metazoa; Arthropoda; Insecta; Diptera; Drosophilidae. The record is from RefSeq and is a predicted model, not a curated record. The transcript has 11 exons. Bases 1 to 3036 code for a protein of 1011 amino acids. Gene Ontology annotation, molecular function: acyltransferase activity, transferring groups other than amino-acyl groups.